ACAAGAAUGUAUGAUUUCCCAAACAGGAUAGAGAAAAAAAGAAAAAGAAAAAGAAAAAGCGGGGAAAGAAGAAAAGAGCUCAUCCAAAUGAUCCAUGGGAAAACUCCUCAACUUCAUCCAGUUCAAGUACUGAGGAAGAAGAAGAAUAUGACCUAGAAGAUGAAGAAGAUGAAAAUCUUGUGUUCAAGAGUGACCACGAGUUUUCUCCAGAAUCAGAUGUCGAAGAAGCUGAUGCUCAGCCAAUUAAAAGAGCAAGAACAGCAAAGAAAGUCACAAGUGAAAGUGAAGUUGAGGACCAACCAGAGGAGGAAGAAGAGGAAGAAGAGGAUGAGGAGGAAGACCAAACCCAAUGUACAAAAUGUGGCCAUGAUGAUCAUCCCGAGACCAUCUUACUCUGUGACAACUGUGACGCAGGCUGGCAUCUUUCCUGUCUCCGCCCACCUCUUCUUAGUGUUCCUGAAGGGGACUGGAUUUGCCCUUCUUGUGAACAUGUUCUGCUCGUCAGCAAGCUGAAAAACCUCCUAAAUGAGUUUGAUGAGUGCCAGAAACGGGCUCACAAUGAAGAAUUAAGAAGACAGAGACUUGCUUAUGUCAGUGUUUCAAUGUCUAAUGUCCUGCCUGAAGAGAAGAAGAAAAAGAAGAAGCGGGCAGAGGAUGGGGAAGAUGAUGACGAUGACGAUGAGUCUGGAAGCGAAUCAGAUUCAGAUCAGGAAUCAGACAGUGAAAGUGAUGAUGACAGUAGUUCAUCUAGUGAGAGUUCAUCAGGAUCCUCAGCACCUCUUUACACUCUAAGAGCUCGCAGUGCUCGAACCUUAAGGGAACAGGUUGAGGACUUUGAUGAAAUGAUAAAUGAAGCCAUCAGGGAUGAAAUGGAAGCAGCAGCAGGAGCGGGGAAUGCGGGCAGAGGUAAAGACAUUGACAACAUCAUCCAAGCAAACGAUGAAGAGAUGAUGGAAACUGAAGAAGCGGCCAUGGAGGAAGAAGUGAAAGAUGAAGCUGAUUGGGAAGGUAAAGAAUGUGUGGAUGGCCAUGGGAAGUUGAAAGAGGGGGGAGAAGAUGAGGAAAACGAGAAUGAGGAAGAAAAGCAAGAUGAAGAGGAAGAUGGAGAAGAAGAUAAGCUGAAGGAAGAAGAAGAUGAGGAUGAGGACGAUGUUGCUCCUAAGAGAAAGAAGCCCAAACCACCACCAUCAGAACAUGAUGGUAGUGGCAAUGAUGAGGACUAUCAUGAGAGUGAUGAGCAAAAUGAAGAGGAUUCAGACUCAGAUGACAUGAAAAAUAUUAGAAAACGUGGGAGGAAGAUGUCAAACUUAGUAGUAAAGAAGAAGCGACGGCUAACAGACUUAGAUGCUGUGGAUGAAGAUGAUGCCAGUGAUGAAGACUUCAUAAAUACAAGUGAGGAGGAGGAGGAGGAGACUGAGGAGUCAGUGGAAUCAUCAUCAUCAUUGGCAACGGAGGUGGAGAGUGAUGACUCAGAUGUUGUCGGUUCAAAGAGAAGACGUAGCAGUAGAUGGGAGAACUUGCCACUACGUCGUUCUGCCCGUAAUCGACGAGGUGGAGAUGAUUAUGAUAGUGAAAUGGAUGAAAGAGUUUCUAAAAAACAGAAGAAUAAGAAGAAGAAGAGACGAAAACAGAGUUCCAGUGAAGAAGAUGAGGAUGAACUUAGUUCAGACAGUGACAGAAGUUAUAGAAGGAGAAAGAAAGUAAGGAAGAGACCCCAGCCUAAAGUCAAAGGUCGCAGAGGUUCAAAUAAAGCCAGAGGUGGAAAGAAAAAUGCAAAAUCCAAACAAAAACAGAAAGCUAAAAACCCCGCAGGAGAUGAUAAAGAAAAGAAACCGAAAAUAAAGUACUCAAAGCCACCCAAGCCAAAAGACGAAGAUCAAGAAGAAGAAACUCUUGCCCAGCGAAGAGUGACAAGAGGACGGCAAGUUAACUACUAUGAUGCUCUCCUAAUGUCAGAUGAAACAGAAGAGGAAGAGGUGGGUACCAAGCCCCAAAAGAAAUGGAGAGGGAAGGUGAUGAAAGGAGAACGAGUUCCAACAGAGAGCAGUGAAUAUGAAGCUUCCGACGAUGAAAGAAUGAAACGCCGAGGAGUCAGUGGUGGUCUUGGGCGGGGCAAAGUCAUGAAAGGGGAAGAAGAGGAUGAGGAGAAUAAGUCAAAUAAAGGGAAAAAGAAAAGAGGUCGACCAAAGAAGGAUGAAUUAAUUGGAAAGCCUUCUCCGACAAGACCAUCCACGAUCCAACCUACACCAAUUACCACCAUAGCAUCAGCAACAUUGGUACCUACUGCAGCAGCAGUACCGUCUACUCCUGCAGUUCCAGCUGUUCCAGCGGUUCCAGCUGUCCCAAGUGUACCAUCUAUACCAUCUGUACCUGCUGCACCUGCUGCUGCCUCUCCUGUUCACCACACUCCAGAACCUGUGGCAUCUGGCACCCCACCUCCUACAAACCCAGCUACUUUACAAACUAACACAGCUUUGCCAACUACCAUAGCAGUUUCUGCAAACAUUGUUGCUGCAGCUAACAUGGGAAGCAAUGCAGCUCCAAUUAAUUUAGGAAAUAAUAGUCCUGGUCAUCAACAACCUUUAGGUAAAUGGUCUCCUCAUUUGUCUGGUGUCAGUGGUGCUCCGGGCACACCUCCUAGGUCAGGGAUGGGUCCCUCUCCUGGUGCAGGAACACCACCAACCCUCCCUGGUUUAUCUGGGGCUCCUGUUACAGCUUCACCACCACCACCCUACAGAUCCUCACCUCUGCCAUUAACCCCUAGUGGACCAGGAGUACCUCCUGGUAGCACAGCACCUAGUAAUAUGCCCCCAGUUGGACCCCCUACAUCAACAGUGGUUCACUCACCUGGUUAUCCACCUUACAGACCUUCAGAACACUUCCCAGCUCAUCCAGCCUUCUCUGGAUAUCCACCACCUGGCAGACAUUCUCCUAAUCCACAUGGGGUACCAUCAAGACACCCAGCACAUUUACCACCUGGACAUUCUCUUCCUCGCAUGUCUGCUAGUGCAUACGCCCCCCCACCACACCCUAGUGGUCCGGGUCCAUAUCCCCCAAGAGGUGUUCCACCUCAUCCAGGCGUAUUGCGAGGACCACCACAUGAUUUGUACAGACCACCACCAACCGGUCAUCCUGGCCAUGGAUCACCAAGUCAUCCUGGCCAUCCCCAUCUUGUGAUGAAAUCUAGCUAUCCUGGUUUAGAACCGUUACCCUAUGCUGGAUCCCCUGGCCCGAGUCCAGGCCCCAUUGGGCUUCACCAGGGAGCCCAGGGUUCACCAGCUCGGCAGUCACCCAGUGAUGACAGCAAGGACGAAAGUCUAUCUUCUAAAGGGCCUGGGGAAUUCAGUAGUGGCUUAAUGUCCUACUUUUCUAGCCAGCGUGAUGAUGAUGUUGAGUAAUGUGGAUCAUUUCAGCUUAGAAUGGCAACUCUUCUCGGCAGUUUCAUGGAGGACAUGUAUUUACUCCCUAAUAUUUUUGUAUUCUCAUUUUUGUAAGGUCUCGAGCAAUGGCGCAUAUUUCAUGUUUCAUGUUGACUUAUUCUCAUUCAUGAUGGGUACUGACAGCAGUUACAAAAUUGAUUCUGUGCAUCUUACUUUCCGGAUCAGAUUUAUGAAUUUUGUUGUUUUUGGGUUGAAGCACAAAUUGGGUUCGUGCUGUUGUGGUUUUGAGACCAGACAUUUUACCUGAAGUAAAUUAUUAGUAAAGUGCAGAGAUAUUUUAGAUAUGAUUUUUUUGUGUCUUGUAUGUGUUGUAGUGCUGUACAUAGGAAGCUUUUUGUAUUUCCUUCAAAGGAUUCUGUAAAAUAAUGUGCAAAGUUACAAAGCUAUAAUAAAACUAGGAGAUAA
Molecule: messenger RNA, 3845 nt
Organism: Penaeus vannamei (Pacific white shrimp)
Lineage: Eukaryota; Metazoa; Arthropoda; Malacostraca; Decapoda; Penaeidae
Product: trichohyalin
Biological process (GO): regulation of DNA-templated transcription
Cellular component (GO): RSF complex
Molecular function (GO): DNA binding
Source: RefSeq, a predicted model, not a curated record